CCACAAGCGUGCUCUUAGUCCUCCAAGCUUGGGCGUAGCUGCGUAGCGAUCUAGCUGAGAAUGAAUGAGAACGGAGUCCUGGCUACUGACAAGGCACUGAAUUAAGAGCACAGCUGCGGGAGAGAGGUGUGGAAUUCUGGUCGAAAUGGUAUUAUUUCAUGGCGAGGUUUGGUUACUUCCGCUUCUCAUGUUGCUGCUUGCUUGCUUGCUCUACUCUACUCUGCUCUGCUCUGCGCGGCACCGCACGCAGCACCAUCCAUCAUACCCACGUGCCGACCAGGGGAAGCGCUGGUUGCACAUACGUGGUACACACACAGACAGCGCACAUCCAUCCACCACGCGAGCCCCUCUGCGCACACACAUACAUAGUCCCACAGCCCGCAUAACAGCGUCCAUCUUAACCUUCCUUACCUACCUCCCCACCAACAACAGCAGACCUGUUGUUGAUCAGUAACUAGAUAGCAUCAUCGUCAUCCAUAUUAUGAUUGUGAUUAUGAUUAUAAUAUAUAUGCUUUGCUCAGCAACCACCGCCCCUGCCUUACUCCCCGCACCCCACGUGCGCGCAUGCA
Messenger RNA from Aplosporella prunicola CBS 121167, 569 nucleotides. RefSeq lists its product as uncharacterized. The coding region runs from base 146 to 454 and encodes 102 amino acids. The record is from RefSeq and is a predicted model, not a curated record. Lineage: Eukaryota; Fungi; Ascomycota; Dothideomycetes; Botryosphaeriales; Aplosporellaceae. The transcript has a single exon.